UUUAUAUUCGCCUUUUCCCUACUUUUUCUUCCCUUGCAUACCAGUCUUUGUGUCCAGUGUUUUACUCUUAUUUGUUUUCAUACAAUAGUAUUUUGCCAAAACUCCUUCUAUUUUAUUUAAAGCAGUAUCUUACUAUAGAAAGGCAUUGUCAUUUUAUUUCAACAAAAAGUGCCUGAUGUUGAAAUAUUGGAUUGUAUUUUAGUUUUAUGCGUCCGCCUGGUAUAUAAAAUGUCUUUAUUAAGGUCUUUUAUUGUGGGGGAUGACCAGCUAGUUCUCCGAUAUUAUACAGCCACCCUGUAUAUGAAAACCAGGAAAGUGCCAAUCAUUUUCGGUUGGACACGUUUAUGAUUACACUCGGUAUAUUUUAAAAUCGGAUAGCAUCAGAUUUUUAAUUAAUUGUCCAAUGAAAAGAGCGAGUUCGUCAGUUCGGGUUAGGGAUAGAGGAAGCGAGAAAGAGGAUUAGAGGAAUACGCAUCAGUUCGGAGUAGGACUGAAGCACCGAACCCGGAACGAAUGGGAUCAGUAGUGUUUGCACUGUGAACUCUUAAAGAUUCGCGAUUCCCAGUUUCGUCCUGGACUAUGCCAUGUGGAGUGCCCUGGUACGAGGACUAGCCAACUUAUUAACUAACAGACAAACACCUCAAGGAAUGCAAUCAAGUAGAAGGGGGUCUGAUCGGGUACCAACACCCCCAGUUUGUGGAAUUACCGGACUCACAGCCAGCCAAGUGUCUAAUUAUUUGAGAGCGAACCAAGAUUUUUUGGAGCGCUUCGUGACCGAGGAGGUCGAACUCGAGCAGUUGGAGAGAUGGCUGAUAAGGAGGUCGCAACAGCUGAAGAGGAAGGAAAAAGAGACAUCGUCGACGAAGAAUAAUAACAGUAGCGGCAGGAAAACGAGUUUGUCCAGGUGGAAAUUCUGCGUGCAUGCGGACAAAAGACAAAUGCUGCUCGAUUUAACUCACAGUUUGCAGCUGAAACCCACCAAGGAUCACGUUCUUUGGGAACUGGCCAAUUGUAUAUGUUCUGCUGUUAAUGCGGAUGGAUUCAGAUUGUAUAUUGCUGAACACAGCAAUGCUCAUAAUUUGUUCCUUUAUCAAGAAAACUCCGAUAACUCGGAUAUUUCGAAAAAAGAGAAAGCAAUAACAGGGAAAACGGUACCGACUUAUGUGGCCCGAACUAGAGAAGCUGUGAGGCUGUCCAGGAAUAAUACAGACAAUAGAUUUCCCAACGCUUUUACAGGACUUAGUCAAGCGGCGCAUCUCCAGUGUCAAGCUGUGCUACAACCCGAUGGUCAACUCGUUGCGGUUUUGGAACUUUGGAGGAAGGAGGGUGAUACGCCCUUUUAUGAAGAAGACGAAGAAAUUGCCUCUAGCUAUAUAGUUUGGGGUGGUGUUGCGUUACAUUACGCCGAACUGUAUUUUUCGAUGAAUCAGCAAAGAAGAUUAAAUGAUUUUCUAUUGGCUGUCGUCAAAUCUAUUUUCCAAGACAUGGUCAGUAUGGACAUCUUGGUGACGAAAAUCAUGAAUUUUGCUCAGAGGUUGGUGGAUGCAGACAGAGCAUCGUUGUUCCUUCUGGAUUCGAAAAACAAAGAACUGUAUGCCACUAUUUUUGACGUGGGGCUUGAAACCUCUCGCGAGAAUGUUGACGACGAUAGCGAAGAAAAUGCUAAAAAAGCCAGCAAUAACACUUCGAAAGAGAUUAGGUUUCCGUUAGGAACUGGUAUCGCAGGCCAGGUUGCUAUGACCGGGGAAGUCCUCAAUAUUACUGACGCUUACGCCGAUGAAAGGUUUAACAGGACAGUGGACCAAUUAACGGGAUACAGAACAAGGACCAUACUUUGCAUGCCCAUAUUUAUAAGAGGGUCCAUUAUCGGGGUGGUGCAAAUGGUGAACAAACGUACAGGGUCUUUUACAAAAGACGACGAACAAGCGUUUGAAAUGUUUGCAGUGUAUUGUGGCCUAGCUCUGCACCAUGCAAAGUUGUACGAUAAAAUUCGUAAAUCAGAGCAAAAAUACAAAGUCGCUCUUGAAGUCCUCAGUUAUCACAACAGUUGUACGGAAGACGAAGUCGAGACUGUCCAACAAAAUAAACUGCCGGAGAAGGUUGAGGUACUAAUCGACGAUUACUACUUCAACCCCUUCCAGUUGGAAGAUUAUGAAAAAGCAGGGCAUGCCAUUUACAUGUUCACUGACCUGUUCGGCCUGUCCAGGUUCGAUAAACAGAGCCUGCUGCGAUUCACCCUGACCGUUAAAAAAAACUACAGAAGAGUGCCGUAUCAUAAUUGGGCGCAUGGGUUUUCCGUGGCCAAUUGCAUGUACACCAUUAUUAAACAUUCUGGAGGGGUGUUUCAGACAAAUGAGGGUCUUGCUCUUUACAUAGGAUCAUUGUGUCAUGAUUUGGACCACAGGGGUAAAAAUAAUAAAUUCAUGUUGGAAUCUGCGUCUCCCAUAGCGGCUAUUUACUCCACAUCGACCAUGGAGCAUCACCACUUUAAUCAAACUGUUACGAUAUUACAACAGGAAGGGCACAACAUUUUCGCGAAAUUGUCGAACUCCGAAUACAAGCAAAUGUUAGGAUUGUUGAAGCAUUGCAUUCUCGCCACCGAUCUGGCACUUUUCUUCCCUAACAAAGCGAAAUUGACGGAAAUUGUGGAACAAAAGGCCUUUUCUUGGGACGACGAAGAACACAGAUUGCUCUUAUUGGCCAUUAGUAUGACAUCGAGCGAUUUGUGUGCCAGCGCAAAACCGUGGGACAUUCAAACCGAAACCGUCAAAGUCAUUUUCGAAGAAUUUUAUCAACAGGGUGACGCUGAAAGAGCAGCUGGGAGGCAACCGAUACCCAUGAUGGACAGAUACCAGCCUGACCAGCAAGCAGCUUCUCAAGUAGGAUUUCUGACUGGCAUUUGUAUACCUUGUUACACCCUCUUGUAUACCAUCAUACCUGAAACGAAACCAUUAUUGGAUAAAUGCAACGAAAACUUGAGGAGAUGGCAAGAGAUAGAUCGCGAAGUCCAGGAAAAAAAGAAACUUGGAGGGGAUAUUUGAGAACUACUCUUCAUCCCCUAACAAUAACGUCUGUCAGGUAUUUGAUGAUAGGAUUAGCGAUCUGGUUUAAUCGAAUUUUUAGCUCUUUUAAAUUUCUUUUUAUUCUUCUCUAGUCGUUUAAUAAAAAUAAUAUUAUAUGUUACGUAUGUGAGAAAAGAAAAGAAAACGAUUUUAUUAAAACAUAACAUGGACCAACGCCAUAUAUUGUAGACGCAUAUCUGUAAGUAGGUUACUACUAAUUAAAAGUAGUAAAUAGUAACAUAAAACAAAACUUCUUAUACUUAUACAUAAAUGUAUGUAGUUUUCACAAUACAUAUUAUUUAUUUAUCUAAUUAUUAAUUAUAUUUUUGUACUCUUUAUAUCUCAAAAACUGAAGGAUAGUUUGUACAAACUUCUAGUCAUUGUUUAAAAUGUUACUGUUGUAGAAGA
Molecule: messenger RNA, 3470 nt
Organism: Agrilus planipennis (emerald ash borer)
Lineage: Eukaryota; Metazoa; Arthropoda; Insecta; Coleoptera; Buprestidae
Product: probable 3',5'-cyclic phosphodiesterase pde-5
Exons: 11
Coding region: 585-3041 (818 amino acids)
Biological process (GO): negative regulation of receptor guanylyl cyclase signaling pathway; signal transduction
Molecular function (GO): protein binding; 3',5'-cGMP-stimulated cyclic-nucleotide phosphodiesterase activity
Source: RefSeq, a predicted model, not a curated record